AUGGCCAGUUCUGACAGCUCAGCUGCCCUGCCUCAAACUCCUAACCUUACUUCUUGUAUUAAGCAAGGACCACAAGGACCACAGAACCCUGGGAUCACCAUUUCCCUCCUUGAAAUUGGAUCACUCCCCCACUACUGCUGGAGCUCCCUCCCACCACCAAAGGAUAGUAGUCAUCCACUAGGAAGACCAGGGACAGUGAAGAAAUUUAGCAAUCUCUUAAAAGACAUCAAAGAUGUUCUUAAAAGUAUAGCAGGUGUUGAGGAGAUCACUACAGAAGGCAGGGAGUCUUUUGACAAUACCAGCACUUCUGAGGAUAUGUCAGAACCUAAAGUCAGAGUUGUUGAUAAGAGAAAAAAAAUGCGAUUUAGAGAUAUGCUCAUUAAUUUCCACCCAGAGAAAGAACGGAACACAAAGAAGCAGGAGAUGAUUUUGAAUAACCAGAGUGCUAAGAACACGAUGCAAGCGUAUGCAAGGGAUCUGUACAGUUCGGAAGGGAAGAGAGACUGUGAUGACAUUCAUCUGAACACGGAAAGAGGCCGGUAUGGAUCCCUUCACAUUCACAGGGGAUAUAGAAGAUUCAGGAACAACAUGGAGCAGUUACUGCAGGAAGCAGAUCACUGGAGUAGACAACACAACGAGCUCAGCCAACUAAUGAAGUCCUAUCAGAAGUGCCAGAAAGAAAGGAGAGAACCCUUUGAAAACAAUCGCAUCUGUUUCCAAAACCAGCCCAACAACGAACUGUCAGCCAAGCAGGAGCUGGAGGCGCAGGUUAAGAAGCUGAGCCACGACACACAUUCGCUGCACUUGAUCGCAGCCCUGCUGGAGAACGAAUGUCAGAUUCUACAGCAGAGGGUAGACAUUCUCAGCGAGUUCCAGCUCCAGGAAGCGGGACCCCAGCACGAGAGGCCACUGCAGGUGCAGGUGCAGGACAGGAAAUGUCCGAAGUUUGUGGAAGCAGACAGGAUGGAAGGUAACAAGCAGAUCCCGAGGGCAAUGGAGGGCAUGUUUCCUAGGAAAGAAAAGAUCUGCAGGAACUCUGAUGCAUGUCUCACAAAGAAGGCUCGGAAUAACCGCUUCAACACCCGCAUUGCAAGAAAAACUCUCUCGGGGAAAAGGAGAACCCUUAGCAGCUUCCAGUAG
This is a messenger RNA of Phodopus roborovskii (desert hamster), 1140 nucleotides long. RefSeq names its product spermatogenic leucine zipper 1 (gene Spz1). The transcript has a single exon. The coding region runs from base 1 to 1140 and encodes 379 amino acids. Gene Ontology annotation, cellular component: nucleus. Gene Ontology annotation, molecular function: DNA-binding transcription factor activity. The record is from RefSeq and is a predicted model, not a curated record. Lineage: Eukaryota; Metazoa; Chordata; Mammalia; Rodentia; Cricetidae.